Messenger RNA from Vigna radiata var. radiata (mung bean), 3447 nucleotides. RefSeq lists its product as uncharacterized. The transcript has 12 exons. The record is from RefSeq and is a predicted model, not a curated record. Gene Ontology annotation, molecular function: ATP binding; protein kinase activity. Gene Ontology annotation, biological process: protein phosphorylation. The coding region runs from base 3 to 3314 and encodes 1103 amino acids. Lineage: Eukaryota; Viridiplantae; Streptophyta; Magnoliopsida; Fabales; Fabaceae.
ACAUGUUCCGGAGACUCACUCUCUACUUUCUGUUCUCUGUAAGUGCAGCAACGCUUCUUCUUCCAACUACAUGUGAUGUGAACUUCAGCACUUCGACUAUGCCUCUGGGUCAAAACCACUCAAAAAUCCUAAACAAAGUUGAUGAUGUCGUCAUGGGAUGUGAUGAUAGAAAAAAUUGCAGCAGGAGCGUGGAGAGUAAUUCUGCCUACGUGUCACAACCUGUUAGUGGUACUAGCAAUGUUUGUCGUCAAUUUAAAAACCGAAAUUGUGUGUCGUCACCAAAUUUAAAGUCAUUGUUGUCAUCACCACCGCCACCACCUUCGUCACCGCCACCGCCACCACCUUCACCACCGCCACCACCAUUAUUACUACCACCAACACCAUCGACACCUUCACCACAAUCAUCAUCAAUUUCAUUACCACCACCAACAUUUUCAUCGACACCAACACCAGAUCACGUAUAUAAGAUAAAUAACCACAAGGACGCAAGGAUAAUUAUAAUUAUUAUUAUAGGUGUUGUAAGUGUUGUAAUUGGAGGAUGUUUCUUCAUAUUUUGUUGUGCUAGACGUAAGUCUUCAACCCGACUGUUCAAAUUUCGUUUUACCAGAAACAAUGAUUCAAAUAUUGAAGCAUUCUUAAGAAAUCAUGGAGCCAUAGCACAGAAAAGAUACAAAUUUUCAGAAGUGAANAAAAUGACUAAUUCAUUCNAAGUUAAACUUGGUCAAGGUGGUUUUGGUACAGUAUACAAAGGAAAACUACUCACGGGUAGCCCUGUGGCUGUAAAGUUACUGAAAGCAUCCAAAAGAAACGAUGAAGAGUUCAUCAAUGAGGUUGCCAGCAUCAGUAGAACAUCCCAUGUUAAUAUUGUCACACUUGUUGGAUUUUGUUUGGAAGGCCCCAAAAAGGCUCUCAUUUAUGAGUUUAUGGCUAAUGGUUCUCUGGAUAAGUUCAUCUACAAUAGAGGUCCAGAAAAUAUUGUAUCUUUGACCUGGGAGAAUUUAUAUCAAAUUGCCAUAGGAAUAGCUCGAGGGUUGGAGUACUUGCACAGAGGCUGCAACACUAAAAUUUUACAUUUUGACAUAAAGCCACAUAAUAUUCUUUUGGAUGAGAGUUUUUGUCCUAAAAUAUCAGAUUUUGGACUAGCAAAGCUCUGUCCCAGGAAUGAAAGCAUUAUUUCUGUGUCUGAUGCAAGAGGAACAAUGGGGUAUUUAGCUCCUGAAAUGAUCAAUAGACAUUUUGGAAGAGUUUCACAAAAGUCUGAUGUGUACAGUUAUGGAAUGAUGCUACUGGAAAUGGUAGGAGGAAGGAAGAACAUUAAUCCUGAAGCUAGUCAUACGAGUGAGAUAUACUUCCCACAUUUUGCAUACAGAACGCUUGAUGUGGAUAAUGAAGUGAGACCAUAUGAAGUGACGAAUGCAGAAGAAGAUGAGAUUGCAAAGAGAAUGACUGUAGUUGGCUUAUGGUGCAUUCAAUCACUUCCAAAUGAUAGACCUACAAUGAGCAGAGUGGUAGAUAUGUUGGAAGGUAACAUGAAUUCUUUGGAAAUGCCUCCAAAACCUUUGUUUUCUUCUCCUACUAGAUCACAACUCUUUCCUAUGUAUGCAAAUCCAUUGAAACUAAACAUGUUCCGCAGAUUCACUCUCUUAUUUCUGUUCUCUGCAACUGCAGCAACGCUUCUUCUUCCAACUACAUGUGAUGUGAACUUCAGCACUUCGUCUAUGCUUCUGGGUCAAAACCACUCAAAACUCGUAAACAAAGUCGGUGAUCUCUUCAUGGCGUGUGUUGGUAGAAAAAAUUGCAGCAGCCCCCGCAGGAGUCUGACACAGACUGGUGUUAUUAACUCGACUGUUGUUACUCACCAGAAUUGCAACGGUAAUCGAGCUUGUAUUAUCAAGGCAUCAUCGCAGGGAUUCAUAUCGCCCGAGUCGACACCAGAUUUAAAGUUACCACCGCCACCACGGUCACCGCCGAAUUUAAAGUUACCGCCACCAUCACCGCCAGAUUUAAAGUUGGCGCCACGACGGUCACCGCCGCAAUCAUCACCACCACAUACACGACGAUCACGAUCAGUUUCUUUACCACCAGGAUCGGCACCAGUACCAGCGCCUGAAUCAAUGUUUUUCGGUGGAAUUGGUGGAGAUUUUGGUGAUUCAGAUGGCACAUAUAGCUCACAAGACGACCAGGUCAAUUGGAUAAUUAUAAUUAUAAUUAUUGUAGGUGUGGUAAGUGUUGUAAUUGGAGGAUGUUUCUUCAUAUUUUGUUGUGUUAGACGUAAGUCUUCAAUCCGACUGUUCAAAUUUCGUUUUACCAGAAACAAUGAUUCAAAUAUUGAAGCAUUCUUAAGAAAUCAUGGAGCCAUAGCACAGAAAAGAUACAAAUUUUCAGAAGUGAAAAAAAUGACUAAUUCAUUCAAAGUUAAACUUGGUCAAGGUGGUUUUGGUACAGUAUACAAAGGAAAACUACUCAGAGGUAGUCCUGUGGCCGUAAAGUUACUGAAAGCAUCCAAAAGAAAUGGUGAAGAGUUCAUCAAUGAGGUUGCCAGCAUCAGUAGAACAUCCCAUGUUAAUAUUGUCACACUUGUUGGAUUUUGUUUGGAAGGCUCCAAAAAGGUUCUCAUCUAUGAGUUUAUGGCUAAUGGUUCUUUGGAUAAGUUCAUCUACAAUAGAGGGCCAGAAAAUAUUGUAUCUUUGACCUGGGAGAAUUUAUAUCAAAUUGCCAUAGGAAUAGCUCGAGGGUUGGAGUACUUGCACAGAGGCUGCAACACUAAAAUUUUACAUUUUGACAUAAAGCCACAUAAUAUUCUUUUGGAUGAGAAUUUUUGUCCUAAAAUAUCAGAUUUUGGACUAGCAAAGCUGUGUCCCAGGAAUGAAAGCAUUAUUUCUGUGUCUGAUACAAGAGGAACAAUGGGGUAUUUNGCUCCUGAAAUGNUNAAUAGACAUUUUGGNNGAGUUUCACAAAAGUCUGAUGUGUACAGUUAUGGAAUGAUGCUACUGGAAAUGGUAGGAGGAAGGAAGAACAUUAAUCCUGAAGCUAGUCANACGAGUGAGAUAUACUUCCCACAUUUUGCAUACGGAAGACUUGAUGUGGAUAAUGAUGUGAGACCAUAUGAAGUGAUGAAUUCAGAAGAAGAUGAGAUUGCAAAGAGAAUGACUGUAGUUGGCUUAUGGUGCAUUCAAUCACUUCCAAAUGAUAGACCUACGAUGAGCGGAGUGGUAGAAAUGUUGGAAGGUAACAUGAAUUCUUUGGAAAUGCCUCCAAAACCUUUGUUUUCUUCUCCUACUAGAUCAGAAACACAAUCUUCCUCCCGAAAUUAGUUUUAUGGUAUUUUGGUAAAAUCUUUCUAGUUAUAAUGUAAAAGGAGGAACGCUCAACUCAUUUGUUUAGUACUAUCCUUGAAAGCAAAUGCAUCUCAUGUGUUUGUUAAAUUGCCACUACAUGAUUGCUGAA